Messenger RNA from Lepus europaeus (European hare), 2757 nucleotides. Its product is annotated as solute carrier organic anion transporter family member 1B3-like. Gene Ontology annotation, biological process: transmembrane transport; sodium-independent organic anion transport. NCBI's taxonomy places the organism in Eukaryota, Metazoa, Chordata, Mammalia, Lagomorpha, Leporidae. The coding region runs from base 173 to 2251 and encodes 692 amino acids. The transcript is spliced from 15 exons. Gene Ontology annotation, cellular component: membrane. Gene Ontology annotation, molecular function: protein binding. The record is from RefSeq and is a predicted model, not a curated record.
AUCAUCACUGGACUGAUAAACCAAAAGCCAACUGACUAUUUAAAGAGGGUCUCUUGCAAACGAUAAAGGAUGGACUUGUUGAAAUGGCUGUAGGAGUCUAAGUCCAGGUGAUCAUUUCUAAUCAAGCAUCAACAACAACUGAAAUCAUUCACAUAAUAUCUGUAGUUCAAUCAUGGACCAAAAUCAACAUUCGAAUAACACAGCAGAGGAAAAGCCUUCAAAGAAACGGAGAGGUAGACUCUGCCAUGGAUUCAAGAUGUUCUUGGUAGCUCUCGGACUGAGCUAUAUUUGCAAGGCUCUAGGUGCAAUCAUUAUGAAAAGUUCCAUCACUCAAAUAGAAAGGAGAUUUGAUAUAUCCUCUUCUCUUUCUGGACUCAUUGAUGGGAGCUUUGAAAUCGGGAAUUUGCUUGUGAUUGUGUUUGUAAGUUACUUUGGAUCAAAACUACACAGACCGAAGAUAAUUGGAAUUGGAUGUUUUGUUAUGGGAACUGGAAGUAUUUUAACGGCUUUACCACAUUUCUUCAUGGGAUAUUACAGGUAUUCUAAAGAAACCAAUAUUAAUCCAUCGGAGAAUUCAACUUCAAGCUUUUCAACUUGUUCAACUUAUCAAACUUUAUCACUCAAUGGAACGUCAUCUGAGAUGUUGGGGAAAGGUUGUGAAAAGGAUUCUGGGUCAUACAUGUGGAUCUACGUCCUAAUGGGGAACAUGCUUCGUGGAAUAGGUGAAACCCCUAUAGUACCACUAGGGAUUUCCUACAUUGAUGAUUUUGCUAAAGAAGGAAGCUCUUCUGUUUAUUUAGGUGCUUUGCAUGCAGUAGCAAUGAUUGGCCCUAUCAUUGGCUUUGCAAUCGGAUCUCUGUCUGCCAAAAUGUAUGUGGAUAUUGGAUUUGUGGAUUUGAAAAGUAUCAGAAUAACUCCUAAGGAUGCUCGAUGGGUUGGUGCUUGGUGGCUUGGUUUCCUUAUGGCUGGAACAAUAUCCAUUAUUGCUUCCAUACCGUUCUUUUUCCUGCCCAAAAAUCCAAAUAAACCACAGAAGGAAAGAAAAGCUUCAAAAACUUUGCAUGUGACCAAAACAAAUGAAGAUAAAAGCCAAACUGCUCAUUUGACCAAGCAUGGACAAAAUGUUACUGAAAAUAUGACAGGUUUUUUCCAGUCUAUGAAAAGCAUCCUUACCAAUCGCCUAUAUGUUAUCUUCUUGGCUUUAACAUUGCUACAGAUCAGCAGUUUUAUUGGUUCUUUUACUUAUAUCUUCAAAUAUAUAGAACAACAGUAUGGUCAGUCAACAUCUCAGGCUAACUUUUUGUUGGGACUCAUAACCGUACCUACUAUGGCAACUGGGAUGCUUUCAGGAGGAUAUAUCAUUAAAAAAUUCAAAUUUACACUUGUUGGAAUUGCCAAAUAUUCAUUCUUUACUUCUUUAAUCUCCUUCUUAUUUUUCCUGUUAUAUUUUGCUCUAGCCUGUGAGGGCAAAUCAGUUGCUGGUCUAACUUUGACCUAUGAUGGAAAAUAUCCAGUGGCAUCUCCUAUAGAUGUACCACCUUCUUAUUGCAACUCAGACUGCAACUGUGAUGGAAGCCAGUGGGAGCCCGUCUGUGGGAGCAAUGGAGUAACAUACACAUCACCCUGUCUAGCAGGCUGCAAAUCCUCAAGUGGCAAUACAAAGCCUACAGUGUUUCAUAACUGUAGCUGUGUGGAAGUAACUGGUCUCCAGAAUAGCAAUUACUCAGCCUCUUUGGGUGAAUGCCCGAGAGAGCGUAGUUGUACAAUAAAAUAUUACAUUUACAUAGCUGUGCAAGUCUUGAAUUCUUAUUGUACUGCCUUGGGAAGCACUGCAUUUAUCAUGCUGAUUGUUCGAAUUGUUCAGCCUGAAUUGAAAUCACUUGCAAUGGGUUUCCAUUCUCUAGUUAUACGGACACUAGGAGGAAUUCUGGCUCCAAUAUAUUUUGGGGCUCUGAUUGACAGAACAUGCUUAAAGUGGUCCAUCACCAGCUGUGGGGCUCGAGGGGCGUGUAGGUUAUAUAAUAAUGUGUUAUUUGGAAACACCUAUUUGGGCUUGGCUGCAACUUUAAAAGUCCUAGCACUUAUUUUAUAUGGUGUACUAAUUUCUGCCAUGAAGAAAAAAUAUGAAGGAAAAAAUACCAAGGAACCAGAAACUGAGAAAAAGGUGGUGGAUGAUCCAAACUUAGAACCCUUAAAUAACAACGGACACUUUGUAGGUUCUGCUGAGGCAGAUGGUGAGACACAUAUUUAAGGAAGAGAAAAAGACCACUUCCGUUGCUGUGCUUCCAGUCAACAUUGUAUUGAUUCAGUAAGAUGUCAUUUUUGAGCAGUCCCUGGUCCUUUCAGCUGAGAAUUCUCACACUCUUUACAGAAGAGACAACAAUGAAUAUGCCUAUGGACUUAUAAUGAAGCAAAUGAUAAAUAAAAAAUGGAAGAGGCCGGCACUGUGGUGUAGGGAGUUAAGCCACCGCUGGUGACACUGGCAUCCUAUUUGGGAAUGCUUGUUUGAAUCCCUGCUGCUCUGCUUCCAAUCCGGAUUCCUGAUAAUGCACCUGAGAAGCCAGGGGAAGAAGACCUGGGGACUUGGGCCUCUCUCUCCCAUAUGGGAGAACAGGAUGGAGUUCUCUGGGCUUUGGCCUGGUCCAGAUCUGGCUAUAGCAGCCACUUGGAGAAUGAACAACCAGAUGGAAGAUUUUCUCUCUCUCUCUCUCUCUCUCUUUUCCCCCCUUUCAAAUAAAUAAAUAUUUUAAAAAUUGA